Messenger RNA from Psilocybe cubensis, 924 nucleotides. RefSeq lists its product as uncharacterized. The record is from RefSeq and is a predicted model, not a curated record. The transcript is spliced from 6 exons. Bases 1 to 924 code for a protein of 307 amino acids. Lineage: Eukaryota; Fungi; Basidiomycota; Agaricomycetes; Agaricales; Agrocybaceae.
AUGUCUUCUACUCCUCCUCCUCCUCCUCCUCCUCCUCCUGAAUUCAUCAUCAAUAGAUUUUCGUCAAAGCCCAAUGACAAUCGAGCCCCUCCUCUCACAGACCAUGGAACAAUCAGUAAUAGAUCCAUCACCCAGCCCAAAAGGGCUAGAAAACCUCAGGCAUCCGGUUCUAUGAACCAAAAUAUAACAUCGGGAGGCCCUUCAAAACGAAACAAACCGAAUCGGGCCCAGCAACCGGCGAAAAAAGGGAAGGCAAAGGCAAGAGCAACUCGCUUUCCGACAGAGACUCCUGGCUCUUCUUCCCAGCAGUUCGACGGCACGUUACAAGUGCUCUCAAACCCCAACGAGCCGGAAGUGCCACAACAGUAUGUGGUUCCGCAUCAGCAGAAUCCGAACCAGGCGAUGCCACUGACGCGACAUAGCUACACAGUAGAACCAGUCUCAAUCACUGAGACGAAUGGCAACAUAUCGACUCUUAUUGGCCAAAUUGAACAAGAGUCCAAUGCUACUCUUAUCUAUAGAGAGAGGUGGCAAAGACUGAAUAAUUCACCUUUCCCUGAAUCUAUUCAAAACAUUACCCUCACAGAUAAUAUGCAUCUCGAUCUGCAUAGGGUAUUGGGGCCUAUGAUCAUGUCCUCUUUUUUAAUUGUUAGUGACUGUCGUCACAACAAUUUAAACACAGGAGAAGCCUAUACAAGACGGGCUUCCACCUUCUUCCCUUACUUCUGGGAUGUUUCUAUUAACCAGCUCACAUGUUUGACCUGGGAAUAUGUUCUUUCCUUUGAAUUAUUGGGGUACGAAGCACCGGAGACGCCUCUGAAGUGGAUUAUGACGCCCAGAGGGUCCGUCAUUCGGAUUUACGACCUCUGCAAAGUCGACCCUGUCUUGUAUGCCGUAAGGCCAUAUCUCCUCCAACCACUGUAG